Molecule: messenger RNA, 1733 nt
Organism: Pyrus x bretschneideri (Chinese white pear)
Lineage: Eukaryota; Viridiplantae; Streptophyta; Magnoliopsida; Rosales; Rosaceae
Product: protein ABCI12, chloroplastic
Exons: 8
Coding region: 104-1246 (380 amino acids)
Cellular component (GO): chloroplast
Source: RefSeq, a predicted model, not a curated record
CAUAAGUUGAGAUAAACCGUUAAAUUCCCGCCACUUUGGAAAUUAACCGACUGUACAGAAACAUCCCUAAAAUCCUCCCUCUCUCCCACACUCAGCUUCACCCAUGAGCUUCGCUUACCGUGCCGUCACAACGGUAACAUUCCCCUCUUUCCCGCUGAACCCUAAUCCCAAAACCCUAAUUGCCUCAAAUUUCACUCACCCGAGCUCACUGAACAAAACCCUUAUACAAGCAAAGCCGAGAUUAAGCCUCCAAAUUCGAGCUGCGGCGAGCGAUAGCAGCCAAAGCCCGUGGUGGGUGAACGUUUUGCCGACCAAAGCUUUCGGAGCCGAGAAAUUCCUCAGGUUGAUUUCAGGCGCGACUGCUAGCCCCAUCUGCCAGUACGUCUCGGAACCCACCACCUUCCUUCAUUCUGUGGACCCCAGAAUCAAAUUGGUUUGGCUUUUGGCUCUAGUUGUUUUACCAGCAAGGUCACAUAUAAUACUGCGCUUUGGAUUAGUAGUAUACUUGGCCGUUUUGUCAAUAUGGAUUCUUCCAAGACACACAUGGAUGGACCAACUGGGAAGAGUGUCCUUGAUUUCUGGAAUUUUAUUCAUUAUGCUGGGGCUGGGUUCAGAUGGUGUACCACCGCUUGUUCAGUUGAGAACCCCACCUUCUGCAAUGAUGGGAUUAUCAAAUCUUCCUGCAUCCCUGGAAGGUUACUCAUAUUUAAUUAUGAAGCUAGGUCCAAUACAGUUUACAAGGAAGGGGUUGUCUGUAGCGAGCACAGCUGCUUGCUUAACCUUUACUGUCUUUCAAAGUGCGAGCCUUUGCCUUACAACCACAACCCCUGAAGAACUUGCAUUUGCUUUGCGGUGGUUUAUGCUCCCUUUGACACAUCUUGGUGUGCCAGUGGCUGAAAUUAUUCUUACCCUCAUGCUUUCAUUGAGGUUCAUCAAUCUGGUUUUUGAUGAGGUUCGGAAUGUUGCAUUGGGGAUUGUAUCUCGUAGGAUAAACUGGGAACAGCUGACAAUGGUGGAAACAAUUGAUCUUUUAUUUGCCUACUUCCGUCGGAUCUUCACAAAUAUUUUUAGCCAUGCAGAGCAGAUUUCACAGGCAAUGAUUGUCAGAGGUUUUAGAGGGGACAGCAAUGCUCAUAAGAUUUACUUGUUAUCAGAUCCAUCCAUCGGGACUGCAGAUAUCAUUUCCCUGUUAUGCCUGGUUGGUGUAAUAGGUGCUUCCGUAUGGUUUGGCUACUUUCUAGUCUGAUCUGCUGUGAAACUUUUCAUCGGGGAAAAAUAUUGUUGAUGAUAUAGUACCAUAUACCGACACGCAUAUGAGCCGGCUGUAAUUUUGGUAGAACUGUAUUAUCAGUAGAUAGAGUUCUGCAGUCUAUGGAAGAAAAUUCAUCAACGUUCCUACAAAGAAGCGGUGAAGGUACUUCCUGGUUUCUGGAAUGCCAAUCAAGAAUUUACAGAGUUCUUAAAAGGAUCGGAGAUACCUCAAGGGUUCUGGCUGUCCCAACUAAACGAAAAUCAACAUCAAACUAACAGUGUGUUGGAUGGUUGAAACUUAAAACUUUGGGAUUAGCUUACCAACAAUGUUUCCUGAUAAAGCCUUCUUAUGCAUUGCACCUUUUGGUUAUACAUGAUAAAAGAAAACAAUGCAAAAUCUCACUGAUUUGUGCUGCCGAGGAUAGUUGUUUGAUUUCAAAGUAAUUAUUAUCAGAUACUGAUUAAAAGCGAUUAGUGAAUAA